GGACGUAUUGUUUUCAUGUCCAGCAUUAUUGCCUAUUUUACUCUGGGAAAUGGCAUUUAUUCUAUGACCAAAGCAGCUAUUGAAAAGUUUUGCGAUGCUCUAAGACUGGAAAUGAAGAAGUUUGGUGUUCAGGAUGUUACCAGCAGAUAAGAGACUUCUAAAUUUACAGAUCUACAAACUUCUUCAAUGCAUUCACCAGAAAGACAAGAAGCAAAUAGAAAAGCUGGUCCAGAAUGGAAUUCCAAAUCUCAUUAAUUUCACGGAGCCUAUGGAAGGAUAUAGUGCCCUUCAUUUGGCCUGCAUGAAAAAUGACGUUGAUAUGUGCUGCUUCUUGCUGGAACAGGGAGCUCAUCCAGAUGUCCAGGACAAAAUGGGACGUACUCCGGCAAUGAAGGCAGCUGAGCUGGGCUAUGAGUUGGUUUUGGAUUUAUUAGCAAAAGCUAAAGCAGACAUGGCUGCAGUGGAUAAUGAAGGGAAAGGUGUUUUGUUUUACUGCAUUUUACCUACAAGGCGGCACUACAACUGCAUGCAAAUUGCCUUGGAUUAUGGUGCAGAUGUUAACAACUGCACUACUGAUGGGAAGCCUGUGUUUCUACAAGCCUGUGAGCAAGCUCAUGAUAUUAAGGAAAUAUGUCUGAAUUUAUUGGAAAGAGGAGCAAAUCCCAAUGCAAGAAACCCGGCUACGGGUCGCACAGCCUUGAUGGAAGCUGCAAGAGAAGGCGUUCUGGAGCUGGUGCGUGGUCUACUUGAGAAGGGAGUUGAAGUUGACCAAUUUGACCUUGAAAGACACAGUGCUGCACAUUUUGCGGCCAAAGGAGGCUUUUUUGAGAUUUUGAGAAUUAUUUCAGCUUAUGAUGGAGACUUGGGCCUGGUUGCUAUGAAUGGUAACACACCACUUCAUUAUGCUGCGGAGGGAGGAUUUGCAAAUUGCUGCAAGUUUAUAGGACAAAGAGGCUGUGAUCCUACCUGGAGAAACUUAUUAACAAAGACUCCAAGAGCCAUUGCCAAGGAAUGUGGUUUUAAAGCAGCAGCAGCAGAAUUGCUUAAAGUUGAAAAAACCUAUAUAAAACAGUCCAAGACUGGAGCUACAGAGGACAACCCCCACUGGGCACUGAGGCUAUAUGACUGGUCCUUAGAGCACCAGGCUGCCCUCCACAAGGCGUUUGAGGCUGUUGACCAAGGAGAUGGCACAGUAGCUAAAGAAGAUUUUAUAUCUGUUAUUCAGAAGCAGUGCACCUUUGUGGAUGUUGAACAAAUACAAACUAUUGCUGAUAUCCAUGAACAGUCUCACCUCGGGGAAAUCAACAUUGAAGAAUUUUUUAAAGGCUCUAAAUACUUGCAGAAAAAGUGUCUUAUAACAUCUUUUGGACUCAAAGGAAAGAAGGGGAAGCAAGGCAAGAAACGAAGAGGCAAAAAAGGCAUUGCCAUCCCUGUGCCAGUCUGUGUUGUUCCGAAGAGUGCAUGUCAGCUUAGGGAAGAUGGCUUCCCUGUGUACAUGAUUGAGGCUGUUCAGAGCAUUGCUGACAGAGACCUUUUUAACCGAGACCACCCAUCUGCCCAUCCUGUGCAUGAUGACCGUGCCUGGUAUAUAGAAGAGGCAAGGAAAACGUACAUGAAUAUUAACUACCUAGUCAGAGCAGGAGACAUUCUGUCUCUACAGAAAGCAUUUGAGGAAGGUGUGCCAGUAGACAUAAAAGAUAAAUAUUACAAAACACCUUUGAUGGCUGCAUGUGUAAGUAGGAACAUAGAAGUUGUGAAGUAUCUUCUGGAAAAAGGAGCUGAUAUAAACACAACAGACAAUUUCAUGUGGACUCCUCUCCAUCACGCUUGCUAUAAUGGGGACAUAGAUAUUGCUGAACUGCUAGUGAAGGCUGGAGCAGCAGUGGAUGCACCCUCAAUAGGCAAUGCAACCCCGCUAAUGAGAGCCAUUGAGAUUGGCAGAUUGGAUUUAGUCUAUUUUUUAAUCAGUGCAGGUGCUGACAUCCGAAUUACAAACCGCAAUGGAAAGAAUGCUCUUGAUAUUGCUAAAGAAUUUGGAGAUUCCAGAAUAAUUGCUUUGCUAGAAAAUGAACUGGAAAAAUUGCCAGAAGUUCCAGAAAAAAAAGAAGCAGAGAAACGAAAAGUUGUGAAGCCAAAGUCACCUUCUACACAGAUGCCUGUAGAGGUACAAGCUGUGAAAAGAGAGUCUUCACAGGUAUCUCUGCCACUUGUAGAAAAAUCCAUUCAUGAAAAGACAAUGCAUUCCCUUAAGGACAGUGUUAGUUAUCUGAAUGAUGCAAUAACCAGUGGUGCUACCAAGAAAGAUGACAUCACAUUCAAACCCAGACAAAUUUGGGCCCCUGAUGCUGCAACAGAGGAGCUAGUGAGAAAGCAAGAAUUGCUCCGUGAACGCUUUGCUCUUGAUGGCCACUCAGCAAGCUCCACGACCCCCUUUAACAGAAAAGUUAUGGAAUAAGCACACCAGUUAGAAGAAACUACUUCAGCAUUCAAUCUGUGGGGACACAAAUCUAAAAGGCUACUCCCUUCUAAGGAAGGAAUCAUGCAGUGCGCAGUAAAUGUAUGUCAGUUCUGAUUAAAAACAAAAAUUUAGCAAAUUUUUCCUCUGUAGAUUUUGUUGCUUAUACACAAGCUUUUGUUAAUGACUAAGUCUGGAAAAAGUGUUAUCCUCCUGUGAUUCUAAGUCUUGAAGCUAGCUCAGCGUACUUCUCAAAGCAGCCACUACUGUGACACACGCGGCCUUUUUCUUUGUAAGGGUAUGGCUUUAUGAGCCUUUUUUUCACCCCAAGAUAGAAAUCCAUCCAGGAAGACAUACUACCCUUUCUAGUAAAAGGGUGUUAAACAUAAAGAUAUGAAGAUUCAUGUGUUAGGAUCAGGCUGGGUCCUAACGUGUUCUGCAGAUGGACUCAACACCUCUUGGAUUCUGUUGAGUAUGUCUGCAAAGUAGUUGGCAGCACAAAAGUGAGCCCAAUUUGGAGCUUCAAAAAGGCAGCAGCAGGUGAUAAGUUUUGGGUAAGCAGAGGCUGGAAAUAGAGAGAAUGUUUAGCUUAGAGAGGAAAGAAGUGGGAGGGAAUGCCAUAAAAUAUAUCUAAAAAAGCAAAAAGCGUGGAGAAGUGAACUGAAACCUCCUAUCUAUUCUUUCACAGUAUAUAAGAACAUUCAGCCCACAGAAAAAAGAGGAAGCAGCACACAUUAAAUACUCUACAGUGUACAAAUAGGCUGUGAAACCCUCUAGCCCAGUUAUCCUUGGAAACUUAAGGAAAAAAAAAACAUUUACAUAGAUUGUGAGAAGAGCCUUAUUAACUUAUGCUAAAGGAUAAGAAUCCCUUGUGUUUCAGGACCUCAGCUAAUUACUGUUGGCACAUGCUAGAGAAAUCUUUCUAGGAAUGCAGUUCACUCCCCAAUCGUCCAGUGCGGUACUGUGUGUGCCUCUUAGGGGAAAAAGAUGACACCAGCCUAUACAAACACUGUAAAUUAAUUUACUUUCUGGUUUGACAGUGCCCAUUCUCAAAAUUCACUUUAACACUGUGAGACUUCAAGAGCUGUCUGCCCCAAAAGCACAGCUAUUUUUGAAAAUUUGUUUGCAAACAUACUCUUUUAUAACUGCAAGCCUUGAGCAGUGGAAGCCAAGUUUCAAACUGAGUUCUUUCCUUCUGGUCCAUCAUUUAUUUUAAUACAAACCAAGUUUUGCCCUUGUUGAUGUGUAUGAUAUAAUGUUGCCAUGCCUGGAUUUGCCUAGGUAUGAAGAGAGUAGUUGUGGAAAGCCUAAGCAGUCAUAUUCUUAAAGCUGUCACCACUUCCUUCCCAGCACUGCGUGCAGCCAUCCUUUUUCAUUCUAGGUGCACAUCCAAAUGCAAAUGUGAUAUUUAGUAGAUAACAAAGACAAUCGCAAAGCAAGUAGGUAUCUCUAGUGAGAUACUAUUUUUAAAUACCACUGCUGAACAUACUAUGUGUAUGAACAUGUGUCACAAAAGAGGAUAAAAGUCCUAUUUAAAUAAAAGUGUGACUUAACAGUUUGAUGAUAAGGUCACACUAUUACUUGUUGUGUGGAUGAAAUGUAUGAGGGAAAAUUGGGUUAUAUGUGUUGAUAGCAAACCUCAUAUAGCCAAAGGAUUAUAUGUGCAUGCCCGAUUCCUUGUGUCCCUUCACUAACAUUUCAAAGUGCCAUCUUGCAUCUCCACCGUAAUCAUCUUCCACGUGGACAUCUGCAGACUGCUGUCAGGUGUCAGUUCACUCCAAAGUCUGGAUUCAAGGCUUCGCAAAGCAGACUCUUGGGUUUCAGAUUUCAUUAGACAAUUUAAUGGAGGAGCACAGCAGCAUGGUCCACUCCGCAGAGAGGGGCUGACAUGAUCCAAGAAAUCCCUGGGCAAUUAUAUCCUUACAGACAAUUUA
Molecule: messenger RNA, 4389 nt
Organism: Cuculus canorus (common cuckoo)
Lineage: Eukaryota; Metazoa; Chordata; Aves; Cuculiformes; Cuculidae
Gene: ANKEF1
Product: ankyrin repeat and EF-hand domain containing 1
Exons: 10
Coding region: 134-2455 (773 amino acids)
Molecular function (GO): protein binding
Source: RefSeq, a predicted model, not a curated record